AUGCUGCUGUUCUAUCGACUACUACCGGUCCUGUUCUGGAUCCAAGCAAUAUGUGCGAUUCCUCCGAGCCCAGAAGCCAGCCCUGACUACGUGCUCGUUGCGACAGCGAAGAACUUGACCGUCAAUUGCCAGACGAGGUACUCGGUGGUACUCAAUGGCACAAGUCCCGGUCCAACCAUUCACAUGAAGGAGAAUUUCACGACAUGGGUGAGGGUGUAUAACAGGAUCCCCGAUGAGAAUCUUACUGUGCAUUGGCAUGGACUGAGCCUACGAACGUCUCCCUUUUCAGAUGGAACGCCCCAGGUCUCGCAGUGGCCGAUUGCUCCGAACGCCUUCUUCGAUUAUAGUGUAACGCCUGCAGUGGGCGAUGCAGGGACCUAUUUCUACCAUUCACACGCGGGGUUCCAGUCGUUAACAGCGCAAGGGUUGAUCAUCGUCGAGGACCAAGACGACGUCCCGUACGACUAUGACGACGACGAAUCCUUCUUCAUCCAGGACUAUUUCCCCAAGAAUGACAGCACCAUCGUUAGUGGCCUGAUUGCCAACCCGUUCAAGUGGUCCGGCGAGCCAGAAGCUAUAUCGAUCAAUGGCUUCAGUGGUAACUCGUCCUUCAGUAACGCGACGGAUGCGACAUGUACACCAUAUGUCAUCAACGUCGAGCCGGGCAAAACGUACAGGUGGCGGUUUAUCGGUGCUACAGCUCUCUCAUUUGUCACCCUUGGUAUCGAGGGUCACGACCACCUGACCGUUAUCGAAGCAGACGGUGAAUACACCAAGCCCUGGAGCACCGAUCACCUGCAACUGGGCAGUGGGCAACGGUUCAGUGUACUCUUUAAAGCAAAGACACAGGCAGAGCUGGACGCGGCAAACAAGACCAGCUUCUGGCUUCGAUACGAGAACCGAGAUAGGCCAACGAACGUGUCGGGCUAUGCUUUGCUACAGUACAAUGUCAGCGGAUCGACUCGGCCAUCGCUUCUUCCUGCUACUCCUCCAAUUACUCUUCCAAAGAAUGUUACGACAUGGGCUGAAUAUGCACUUGAGGCACUGCGUCCACAAGAAGCAUUCCCGAAACUGUCCGAGGUGACGCGGACGGUCUAUAUCACAAUGCAACAGCAAAUUCGGGUUGGAUCAUACGUGAACAAGACUAUUAAUGGAACCCUGCAGUGGGCACAGAACAAUCUUAUCUGGCAGACGGCGCAACGAGAGUCCAAUAACAGCCUCCCGUACCUCGUACAGGUGUACUUGACUGGCCAAACGCCGAAUUACACCGCGGCCGUCGAGAAUGGAGGCUGGGAUCCGUACUCGAAUGCCUUCCCUGCGCUACCUGGAGAAGUGCUCGAUAUCGUUUGGCAAAGCAACUCUGGUCCGACUGGUGGAUGGGACUUUCAUCCUAUGCAUGCGCAUGGAAAGCAUUACUUUGAUCUUGGUUCUGGAAACGGGACGUACAAUGCCACUGCAAACGAAAUGAGGUUUGCAAAUUAUACCCCUGCACGACGCGAUACGACGAUCAUGCAUCGAUAUGCUGUCUCAGGCGUCCCAGAGACCACGGCUGGGUGGCGGGCGUGGCGGAUCAGAGUGACUGAUGAUGAUGUUGGUGCUUGGAUGAUGCAUUGCCACGUGUUGCAGCAUAUGGUCAUGGGAAUGCAAACUGUCUGGGUGUUUGGGAAUGCAAGCUCGAUCCUGGCCAAGUUCCCUACUCAACCGUAUGUGAACGGUUAUUUGAAAUUUGGAGGGGACGCGUAUGGAAACAGUACAUAUGAUCCUCUCGAGAAUAUUUACUCCAAGAUCUGA
Exophiala spinifera is the source of this 1791-nucleotide messenger RNA. Its product is annotated as L-ascorbate oxidase. The transcript is spliced from 5 exons. Lineage: Eukaryota; Fungi; Ascomycota; Eurotiomycetes; Chaetothyriales; Herpotrichiellaceae. Gene Ontology annotation, molecular function: copper ion binding; oxidoreductase activity. Bases 1 to 1791 code for a protein of 596 amino acids. The record is from RefSeq and is a predicted model, not a curated record.